GGGCGCUACACACCCUGUCUAUAUAGAGCGGCGGUGCUUUCCUCCAGGACGCUAGGGGGCGCUCAUGUUGCUUGGCGCGCUUUGCCACGAGGAAGACGCCGCAUCAUCAACAUGGCGUCGUGGUUCGUUGAAGUUUGGUGUGUUUCCUGAUGCCCGCUCAUGAUGACCACUGAGCCUGCCAGCGUGGAGAGCCUUUGCGUGCUCUUUCAGAGUGACGACUACAUAGUGGUGGACAAGCACUGGGACAUCCGCAUUGACAGCAAGAUGUGGUAUGAAACACACACGGUCCAAGCUCAACUUCGACAUCGCUUCCCUCACCUGGCGGACCCCAGCACAUUUUAUGGAUUCAGGUUCUGUCACCAGUUAGAUUUCUCCACCAGUGGCGUCCUCUGUGUUGCCCUCAAUAAAGCUGCUGCUGGCCUGGCAUACCGCCGCUUCAAGGAUCGCACUGUCACCAAGGCCUACGUUGCUCUGAUCCGUGGCUGGGUGGAAAAAGAGACACAAACUCUGGACUUUUCCAUUGGCAAGAACACCUCAGAGGGCAAAACACAUAUGAUGUGUAUCGAGGGAACAGACGGUUGUGAGAAUGCCAAAACAUGCCAGACUGAGCUGACCGUGUUAGAGUAUGGCCUUUAUGAUGGAGAUCCUGUCACCAAGGUCCUGCUACAGCCUCUCACAGGCCGAACCCACCAGUUGAGGGUCCACUGCAGCGCCGUAGGACACCCCAUCGUAGGGGACUUCACCUACAGCUCAGGAGCAGACCACGCCCCGUUCCGCAUGAUGCUGCACGCCCACCUCCUCCACAUCCCCCUGGACCCAGAACCCCUGCUUGUGUGUGCGAGAGACCCCUUUCUCCCAUCCGUGGACCUCAGGUGGCUCCCGCAGCGCACUUUACGGCCCCUGAAGGCCACCGUUGACACCCUACUGGAGCACAGGCUGGAGGAGCAGAGACGAGCUAAAGAGCAGGAGAGACAGCGAGAAGCGAGACAGAAGGAGAGGAGGAGAAACCAAAGCAGGAAACAGGAGAGUGAGGAGCAGAGGAGGCAGUGUGAGGAGUGGCUAAAAGAAAGAUCUGGAGAUUAAUUCAGUAUUAUUCAAGAUUAAUUAGUCAUCUUUAUGACAAACUGUAUAGAAAAUGGAUGGAUAUUCAGCAUUUAUAUAUUCUAAUAUUAAUGCAUUUUACUCGUCUAUUUGUUAUUUAUUGUUGUGCACGUUAAAUCCAAAAAGUGAACUUUUUCCAGCACAAUGUGAUGUGCGAUGACAUUUCCAGUCCAGAUAAUUAGCCAAAACACGCUGCCGUCCUGUUUUGCCUGUGCUACUAUUUUAUGAGAAAUACGCGACACUGUGGCGCUGUUAAACCGUAAAGUCUUACCAUAUAAGGUACAUUGACUUGAAAUUUCUCCCACAGUUCAGUUUGCACUUGAGAGUACAAAACCCUCACUGUAAAUGCAUGGGCUUCAGCUGCUCAUUGACCAUUGGUUUAAAGAUUAUGAAUGCAGCUGAGAUAGGCUCCAGCACCCCCCGCGACCCCGAAAGGGACAAGCGGUAGAAAAUGGAUGGACGGAUGGACAUUUACAUGAACGCUAGGAGAGCAUUUGACCACAACCCACAGGGGGCGCUACAAAUUUCAUGUCAUGUUCAGUUGCUUAAUAAAGUAGGACUGCCAAUUG
This is a messenger RNA of Nerophis lumbriciformis (worm pipefish), 1670 nucleotides long. RefSeq names its product RNA pseudouridine synthase domain containing 1 (gene rpusd1). The record is from RefSeq and is a predicted model, not a curated record. Lineage: Eukaryota; Metazoa; Chordata; Actinopteri; Syngnathiformes; Syngnathidae. Gene Ontology annotation, molecular function: RNA binding; pseudouridine synthase activity. Gene Ontology annotation, biological process: enzyme-directed rRNA pseudouridine synthesis.